Messenger RNA from Cloeon dipterum, 811 nucleotides. RefSeq names its product E3 ubiquitin-protein ligase SIAH1A-like. The record is from RefSeq and is a predicted model, not a curated record. Gene Ontology annotation, biological process: proteasome-mediated ubiquitin-dependent protein catabolic process; multicellular organism development. Gene Ontology annotation, cellular component: cytoplasm. The transcript has 3 exons. Gene Ontology annotation, molecular function: zinc ion binding; ubiquitin conjugating enzyme binding; ubiquitin protein ligase activity. Lineage: Eukaryota; Metazoa; Arthropoda; Insecta; Ephemeroptera; Baetidae. The coding region runs from base 33 to 782 and encodes 249 amino acids.
CCCUCUUCAGAGUCCUAAGAGCGACGGGAAGGAUGGAUGCCAACGAAAUUUUAGAGCAGUUAGAAUGUAUCGUAUGCAUGGACUACAUGGUGCCGCCGAUCAAACAAUGCGAGAACAAGCACUCGACCUGCUCGCCUUGCAGGGCACAGUUGCCGACGUGCCCCUUAUGUAGGGGCAAACUGACUGAGAAAAGAAACAUCGACUUGGAGAAAAAGGCAAUAUUGGUACAAUUUCCGUGCAAGUUCAACAUGAAUGGAUGCGAUAAGAUGUUGAGGCACGAUGAAAAGCUCAAGCAUGAAAAGAAUUGUCCCAAGAUGCCGGUUUAUUCGUGUGCCACGGCGAACUGUAACUGGAGUGGGUCCAUGGGCCGCUUGGCGGAACAUAUGAAGGAGAAGCAUGCUGUCAUGCAUAGUAACCAGUGCGAGGGAGACAUUUACUUCCGGGUUAGCGGAAUAUUGAACUUGGCAGGUUCUGAUCAAUGGAUAAUGACAGCAACUCGCCACGGUCGAGAUUUUCUGAUCAUGAUGUCACAACUGCCACCAGAUAAAAUAAUCGCUUUUGUCCUGCUCGUUGGUUCGCCAAGUGAUGCGAAGCGUUUCCGAUGCAGAAUAGCGCUUUGCAACUCAAACAAACGUGGAAUUAAAAACGCAAAGUUGAGCUCGAUUCUCGAUAUCCAAAAAGUUCGCCUAGAUAAAAAUAUGCUAGUAUUUUCAAAAGCUGACGCACAGAGUAUUGCCAAUGAUGGAGCCAUCCAGCUUCAAGUGUCUAUCACUAAAAAUUAAAACAACCUAAAACCGUUCAAAUUAAAACA